This is a messenger RNA of Hipposideros armiger (great roundleaf bat), 416 nucleotides long. It is a transcript of the gene TTR, whose product is annotated as transthyretin. Lineage: Eukaryota; Metazoa; Chordata; Mammalia; Chiroptera; Hipposideridae. The annotation marks the transcript as partial. The transcript has 2 exons. The record is from RefSeq and is a predicted model, not a curated record. Gene Ontology annotation, molecular function: thyroid hormone binding. Gene Ontology annotation, biological process: purine nucleobase metabolic process.
UUUGCACCUUUUAGGAAAACCAGUGAAUUUGGAGAGCUCCACGGGCUCACAACUACUGAUAAAUUUGUAGAAGGAAUAUACAAAGUGGUGCUAGACACCAAAUCCUACUGGAAGGCGCUUGGCAUUUCCCCCUUCCAUGAAUAUGCAGAGGUGGUGUUCACAGCGAAUGACUCUGGCCAACGCAAGUACACCAUCGCAGCUCUGCUCAGUCCCUUCUCUUACUCCACCACAGCCCUUGUUAGCACCCCCAAAGAAUAAGCGACCCCACCUUCGGUCAGUUUGAAGGAGGAGAAACAGGAUUUCAUGUAACCAACAGUAUUCCAUUUGUAUUAAAGCAGUGUUUUCACUUUAUACGCUUUGUUAGAAACUCAGGCAGAGACAAUAAAAUAUUCUUAUUAAAAGCACUUUCCAUUUCA